ACCGCGAGAGAGAAAGAGCGAGCGCGUGGCCCAGCCCGCAGGCCGCGGCCCGCCGGGCCCUUCCUUUCCUCCCUGGCUCCAGAACCCGGUCCAGAGGGGGCGCGGGCGGCGCUGUCAGUGCUGUGCUGGGGGAGGGGCUAGUGUGUCUAAGGCUGCUCGUGGCGGGCAGCGGGCGGCCCCAUCUUGGCCAUGUCCUUGCCCGCCGGGUACUCGGCGUCCCCUCCAGGGCCAGGGCCAGCGGCCGCGGAGUCACCGAGUGGGCCGUGGGCGCUCCGCUUGGCGGGCGAGCUGGGGGCCUGGGCCGCCUGCCCGUUCUUCUCGUCUGAAAAAAGUUGUUUAAUUACGUCAAAGAAGUUACUCAAUGGGCUGCCUGGGUACACAGAACAGAGACAAAAAAAGAGAAAAGGACAGGAAAGAGGAAGGGAGGGAAGGAGAGAGAAAGAACAAACAAACAAAUGAACGAAGGGGCCUUAACAGAGAAAGGAAAACCCAACGAGAUGAGGGCGGAGGGGCGCGGAGCAGGUGCAGGCGGGCGGCAAGCGGGGCAGGUGGCUGGCGGGGGCCCUGCGUGCCAGGGGCCGUGAGGCCUAUGCCUGAGUUGCCAUCCAGAACCCAGAGCGCUUUGGAGAACCGAGGCUCGGGCAGGUGGGGAGACCCCUUCUCCCUCUCCGGGCCUGGCCCUGAGGCCUUGGGGCCACCCCAGCCUCCUGGCCGUGAAGGCUGGCUGAGCCCGGCCCGGAGGUGGCAGCCUAAGUGCCAGGGGCCCUGAGGCUGAGCAGCACCCCGGGAGCAGCUGCUGGUGCCGUGUGCGGCCUGCCCUGCGGUGGGGAGGCUGGAGCCAGCGCCCGCGGAAGACACGGGAGAGGAGGAUGAGCCUGCCGCAGCCCCCCGGGCCUGGAGCCAGCCCCUGGCCACGUGGAUGGAGUUCAGCAGCAGCGGACAGACAGAUGGACAGAUGAGUGGACAGGCGUGGAGGGGUUGGGGAGCAGGCGAGGGGCAGGCAGCCGGAGUCGGGUCCCUAGUCCCGGAGGCAGGAGGAAUGGGCAGAAACGGGGUGACUACCCCCUUCUGGGGUGCUGUGCCCACUACCCAGGUGGGCCGAUGGGCACCUCAACUCCACUUCCUAACCCUGACCCCCACCUGAGCCCAGAGCCCCAGGCCCUUCUUUUGGGACCAGGCAUGGCCGGGAGGGGGCGCGUGGGCACCCCGACCCCCGCGGGGCCCACAGGGCUGGAGUCCACCCUGACCCAGGCCAGGGCUUGCGGGCGGGACCCUGGCUGGCCUGUGGGGAGCGCGGGGGCCGGGGAGCCCGGGCUGCGGGGCGUUGGUGUCCACACCAGGGGCUUGGCACGGCCUGGGCGGGGGCAGUGGCCAGAGCCCGCGAGCGGGAGGCGUGGCGGGCGGAGGUGCGGGUGAGCAGGGAGUCUUACCACAUUUGGAAAGCCGCCCCGUCAUCAUUUCCAUACAGUUAGUGGUGUCUGGAGCACAGAACGGAGAGAGGGCAGAGUGAAAAGGGGGCCCCUCGACCUGGCUGGACGGCUGCCCCGGCCGCGGCAGGCCCAGAGGGGGCAGAGGCAGAGCCCUGUGGACAGCAGAGGGUCCCCGGCCGCCAGAGCCGGAGCCCGGAUGUGGUGGUCGCCCGGGUCUGCCACCCUCCUGCCUGCCCUGGCCGCCUGCCCCCUCACUCUGCCACUCGGCAGCACCAGGCUGGUGGCUUCCAGGCCAUCCCAGGCUCGUCCGGGCACCCCGUCUUGGCCCUCUCCCAUCCUCUGUGGGACCUGGGGACCCCGGUGCUGGCAGGAGGCCAGGGCUGGGUGGUGGUGGGGGCCCUGGGGUGGGGGCUGUUCCCCCAAGGCCCUCACAUGUCCACCCAGCCUGCUCUUGGCCUGCUCACUGGGGCCUCAGCCUCCCCUCGCUGGACCAACUGGGGUCCCCACCAUGGUGGCCACCAGGUCCCUUGGAGGAUGGGCAGUGCCUGAGGGGCCCCUCCUGCAGGGACUCAGAGCUGAGCUGGCCAGGCAGCGUCCCGCGUGGGAGGGAGGGCACAGGGAAGUCCGUGGGAGGCAGCAGUGGGGCAGGUUGGGGUCCCAGGCUGGGCUCCCCAAGUCCAGGGGGAGACAGACGAGGCCCAGAGUAGGCACCCAGGAGUCGGGGGCAGGGCUGGAGGGGGGCCGGGCACGGCCAUGUGCUGAUGGAAAGAGCCACCCCUCGUGGCCCGGCUCGAGCCCACCACCCGGCCAGGGGCAGAGAGAGACUGUGGUGCCCGGGCGUCACCGCAGGUCUGGGGAUCCCGCAGCACACACCAGGCCCGGGGUUUGCUUGCCUGUCCUUUGUUCCCUGGCCUCAGUUUCCCUCCCUAAGGUGGAGGUCUUAUUUCUCAAGAGCUCAAGGAGCCAGAGGCUGCCACAGGCUGACAGCGCGGCCCCCGGCGUAGGACAAGGCCCACAUGCCCGCUGCCCGGGAACCUGCCGUGCUCCCUGCCCACCGAGCCAGCCCCCUGGGGCCUGGGCAGGGCCAAGGCUGUUGGGAGCUCAGCCUCCUCCUGCCAACUGGGGGGCUGCAUGGUGGCUGCGGGACUCACCGACAGGAAGGCGUGCACAAUGUCAGCCUUGAUGGAGCUCAGCGGCUUGUCCUUGAUGACCACGAAGAUCUGCUCCUCCUUCUCCAGGUUGAUGAAGUUGCCGAACCAGGACUUCUUGGCCAGCCUGGGCGGGGGGGACCAAGGCUGCUGUGGGCAGGGUGUGGUGCCCGAUCCACACGCCUGCUGCCCUGGCCCAGGACGGGCUGCCGAGCACCCAAGUCCUGUGGGACGGGGACAGCUCGCUCCACGGCCCCAGCCAGGCCCCACCCCAAUCCCACAACCUCAUCCCAAAUGCCUCAGCACUAACCUCAAUGCCCAGCGCCCUACUCUACCCCAAAUACCGCAAACGCCUUUACUCUAAAUGCCCCAAACUUACCACAAACACCUCAAUCCUACCCCAAAUCCCCCAACCCUGCCCUAAAUGCCCCAAACUUACCCUAACCCAACCAUCUGAACUCUAACCCAAACACCUUAGCCCUAACGCAGACCCCGCAAAUGCCCUGCCCCUACCCCAAAAGCCUUAACCAUAACUUGAACACUCUAAACCUUAAUGCCCUGACUCAAACCCAGACGCACUAACUCAGAUCCCCCCCACCCCAAACACCCUAACCUUGCUUCUCUCACCAGGUCCCAGGGCCCUGACCAGGCCCCAGAGCUGGAAGCCCAGCUGGAAGGAGUGGGGUGGGCGCCCUGCCUGGCUUCUCUGCCUAAGUGGCUGAGGCCGGCAGCAUCCCGGCGGAGGGGCUGCAGCCUGGUGCGGGGGGCGCCGGGGAGCCGCACCCAGGCACUGACGGCACAGAGAGGUGCUGCGUGCCCCUCCCACUCGGAGGAGCAGCCUCAGCUGCCUGGGGCCGCACUCCUGUCCUGGGACAGGUGGCUGCGUGGCUGCCCGUGUCCCUGUUGCUCUGGCCUGGCAUGGCCACUCCUCCCUCUAGAACAGAGGUGGCUCCCAGACCUCCAGGGCUGCGGGGGAAGGGCCCACCCAGAGCUCGCCGUGGCCCUCGGCUCCCAGAGGCCGCUUCGAGGGGCCGUCCACCUGGUGCAGUGCUGCCCACCCGGCUGCAGGACUCGCCUGACCCUGGCGUUCCUUCCAGCAUGGCCCGGCACCCAGCGGAGGCAAGCGCUGGCAGACGUGGCCUCCGCGCCCCCCAGCCCCACCUGCGCCUCGCUCUCACGCCGUGAGCCCUCCUUCCCACCAGCACCCGACCUCGACUCUCUUCCUGCCAGGACAACCUGGGAGUGUGAGGGACGCAGGCCCACCCUGCUGGCGGCUGCCCACUGGCGUGACGCGGAGGCCUCUGCCCAGCAUCCUGCGAGGACCCGAAUCCCACCCACAGCCACGGGAGCUUGGAAGUGGGUCCAGUCCAGCCUCCAGUGCACAGCCCAGCGAUGUGCUGACUGCAGCCUCGUGCGACCCACAGGCAGGACCCCAGGCAGGGCCCAGGACAGCCGCGGAAGCUGCAAGAUGGCGAGUGUGUGUUGUUCGAUCGUGGAGCUCUGGAUGGUUUGUCAUGUGGCAACAGCUGACGGAUACAGCCGGGCAGGCUUUCCACUGCCUCCCCUGCAGCUACGGCAUGGACAUGUGACCUAGGCUCUGCCAAUCACAUGCUCCCACGCAGG
This is a messenger RNA of Lemur catta (Ring-tailed lemur), 4201 nucleotides long. RefSeq names its product translation initiation factor IF-2-like. NCBI's taxonomy places the organism in Eukaryota, Metazoa, Chordata, Mammalia, Primates, Lemuridae. The transcript has 2 exons. The coding region runs from base 1627 to 2613 and encodes 328 amino acids. The record is from RefSeq and is a predicted model, not a curated record.